UCCUUUUUCUUGGACUGUGACCUUCACAAGUGUUUCUUGGCUUUCUAUGUUUUUAAAAAUUUAGUAUUAUUAUUUUUCUACUCCCCUAUCCAGUUGGACUGACAGGCCAUCAGGAACUAGAAUUGAGUAAUUGCCCUUCAGCUCUUCAGACCAGAUGCUGAAAUACUAUGAGAUAAAGAUUUUGGGUUUCAAUUGUAAAGAGAGGGAAGUGGACAAAUCAGAGCUGCCUUCUUUACAAUCAAAGAAGUAUGGAGCAGCUAGAUGGCUUUCCUGAUCAACUGGAGGACCUGGAUUCCUAUUCAGAAUCUGUGAAAUUUGAUGCUCGCUCAAUGACAGCACUGCUUCCUCCCAAUCCAAAAAAUGGCCCUGCCCUUCAAGAGAAACUGAAGUCCUUCAAAGCUGCACUAAUUGCCCUUUAUCUCCUUGUGUUUGCAGUUCUCAUACCUAUCAUUGGAAUAGUGGCAGCUCAUCUCCUGAAGUGGGAAAUGAAGAAUUGCACAGUUGAUCCAAUUAAUGCAAAUGAUAUAUCUCAAAGUCUGGGACAAAGAAAUGGCACUGAAGCUAAAAUGAAAUUUCAAGAAUUUGUAAUGGAAAGCAUGGUCAACAUGGAGAAGAGAAUCCAAUCUAUUUCAGAUUCAGAAGCCAAUCUCAUAAAUUCAGAACACUUCCAAAAUUUCAGUGUGACAACGGAUCAAAGAUUUAAUGAUAAUCUUCUCCAGCUAAAUAACUUGGUUUCCUCAGUCCGGGAAUAUGAGAAUGCAGUAGGUGAAAUCUCCAAGUCUUUAAUAAAUCUGAAUAGCACCUUACUUGAUUUACAGCUCAAUAUAGAAACAUUGAAUGGCAAAAUUCAAGAGACUACUUUGAAACAACAAGAGGAAAUCAAUAAAUUAGAAGAACGGGUACACAACACAUCAGCAGAAAUUAAGUCUCUAAAAGAAGAACAAGUUUAUGUGCAACAGGAAAUAAAAAGAGAAGUGAAAGUAUUGAAUAACAUCACUAAUGAUCUCAGACUGAAAGACUGGGAACAUUCUCAGACAUUGAGAAAUAUCACUUUAAUUCAAGGUCCUCCUGGACCCCCAGGUGAAAAAGGCGACAGAGGUCCGAUUGGAGAGAGUGGUCGGCCUGGCAUUCCAGGUCCAAUAGGUCCUCCAGGUCAUAAAGGUGAUCGGGGGGCAACUGGCUUUCCUGGCUCAAGGGGACUCCCAGGAUUUACAGGAAAGGCGGGGAGGACAGGAAAUCCUGGACAAAAGGGCCAAAAGGGAGAAAAAGGAAGUGGAAGCACAUUCACAGUGGUGGUCACAUGUGAAGAAGACCCCAGAGGUGACAUCCUCCCUGACUUCUGUUUGCAGAUUAGAGUUUUGUCUAUCAAAUUAAUAUUGCUCAGUCUAAGACAGUUCGGCUGGUGGGCGGUAGUGGGCCUCAUGAGGGCAGGGUGGAGAUCUUCCACAAUGGUCAGUGGGGCACAGUUUGUGAUGAUCGAUGGGAAUUACGUGUUGGACAAGUCAUCUGCCGGAGUUUGGGAUACCAAGGCGUUCAAAGCGUGCACAAGGGAGCUCAUUUUGGACAAGGUACUGGUCCAAUAUGGCUGAAUGAAGUAUUUUGUUUUGGAAGAGAGUCAUCUAUUGAAGAGUGUAAUAUUAGGCAAUGGGGUGUGAGAGUCUGUUCACACUCUGAAGACGCUGGAGUCACUUGUUCUUUAUAAUGUAUUGUGUUUUCAUUCAUAUUUAUGAAAUCUUUGUUGUAAAACGAGUAUUAUCUUUUCCCAUUAAAAUUAGUUUAAUGAAAAUUUAAGGGAUUAAGAGUAUUGUCCAAUGACCAGUAACAUUUUUAAAUAAUCUGAUAAACAUAUUGAACACCUUUAUACUUACUCUAUAUUUAAAACAUUUUAACUCCUCUAGGUUUUUAAAUGGAAUUUUCUAAUGUAAUAACAUUAAAUUAAACACAUUUGACUUUUACGUCUCCUAGAUCACGAAUGUCAAUGAUAAUUGAAAGACACUAAUCACUGGCUCUAAUUUCUGAUACUUUCACCACCAAAUUAUAAUUUUGUCAUUUUAAUCUUCAUUGUAACAUAGUUAAUUGAUUUUAAUUACUUUCUGAAUAAUGGGAGGGUUGAGAAGAUCUCUUUUGUGCCCAGUUGGCAAAAUUCUCCAUUGCAUACAUAUUUUUAAAGGCAGAAUCUUAUCUGAAUAUUAAUAUCUGUAAAUUUAACAUGGGUGUUAGAUAGCAUUACUAAUGAUCUCUUGGCCAUGAUGGAGAACUUAUUUUCAUGGCCAUGUUCUGACUGCUGUUAAUUAUAAACUUAGUUGAAAGGACAUAUAUCGCUGCAUGGUCAGACAACUGGUGGAUCAAAAAUGUUACUUGUCAACAUACAGCUCAGUUUGUUAUGCAUUUUAAUUAAGUUGAAUGCCUAAGUUGUUAUAAUUCUAGGUCACUGUGCUUAAAAUGUAUGUGUGAUUAUUCCAUUUUAACACAUAUAAUGCAAAUGCCUUGAGUGUAGAAGACAGAGAAGUUUUAACUAUUUGUCUUUGGAAUCUUCCAUGAAGUCAGUCAACAUUUAUAAACACAGAAAAGGUGGGGUGUCAGGCAUCUUCAGGCUUAAAAGGACAGUAAUCCAGGGUAUGCUCCCUCAGAAAUAGUCAUCUCAUCCCCAAAGCCAUAUCCUAGAAUAUGAAAACCACCCUUUAAAGUAGCUGUCUACAUGUAGGGCAGAAAGACCAGUGGGUGUCAUUGAAAUUCAACUGAAUCCUUAAAAAAAAAAAAAAAAACCCUUAAUUUUCAACUGUCCUAUCUAUAUUCAACUCAUAGGAAUCUGUGAUUAUAUAAUAAGUUUGUUAGAGAAUUGCUCAACUCUUCUUUCUUUGUGACAAUAAGCAAAAGUAGAGGCUUAAGCCUUUUUAAUCACCUGAGUCUCAGUACCCAUCACUUGAAGAGGCAAAUGUUAUUUUGGAAUUGCAACUGUUGGAAAUAACUUAUUGAAAAUAUAUUUUAUUAUGUUGUGUUCUUCUCCUGUGGACCACUGGCAGUUUUCUCUAUCAGUGUAAUUUUGUAGUUAAGAAAAUGGAUUCUGAAUCUAGACUGACUGUGUCAAACCUUAGUACCAAUUUUGCUAGUUACAAAUUCUGUGUGAUCAGGCCCACUGUCUAUGGAUUUUAUUCACAAGGCAAAUAAGAGGGUUUUAAAGAUAAUCUUUGCAUCAUCAGCCUGCAUGGCAUGUCUGAAAAUUAGUGCCUAUGGGCUGUGAAUAUUAUAUUGCUAUAGAAUAUAUGGAUACUGAUUUCUCACUUGUGUAUAGCUAGUUGUAUUUUUAUUAAGUAAUCUAAAAAUUAUUUUUCUGUAAUUGGGAUGACCUACAAAGCUCAGUCAAGUCUAGAAAAGAAGUUAAUAACACCAAUGUAAUCUGAAGACUUAAUUUACUUUGAAACAGUGAAUUGCAUUAACUCCUUCAAGGAUCCUACAUUUGCAAUUUGAUUUUCAUUUUUUCAAAAGGAACCAGCUGAUCAGAAGCAAUGAAUUUAAUUCAUCUCAUCAUCUAGCAUCAAAAUAAACAUAAAGUGUUUAUUUAGAAAUAAAGGAAGGGAGGCAGGAAGGAAGAAAGAAAAAAGAAGAGGAAAAGGAGAGGGAGAAAGGGGACUUAGAAAAGAGGAACAAUUGACAUUUACAGUCUAAGCAUAUUUCACUUCAAUUAUCUGAAUAGUUUUCAAUCAAAACUUUCAAUUUUUCCCAAACUCAUGAACCAUAACAAAAUAUUAUUCUCAGGUGAAGCAUUGAAUAGCAGUAUGUGCCUGUUACAAAUUAAAUAGUGAUACUUGCUAUUAAGGGGAAAAUGCAAGUUUUAGAGCCUUAAUAAUGUAUUUGUGUUCAGGGUGGCAGUAACGUUUAUGCCAAAACCAAACACAGUCUGGUAACACAAACUUCCCAUCCCUGGCUUACAGUGAUAUCCUAAUUAUCCUUCAGUGGCAAAUGUGUAAACAUUUUUACUAUGUAAUACUAUAUAAAAUACAAUGGUAAAUCACAUCUCCAUAUAUAAAUUUUAUAAGAACACAAAUUAUUGCUUAUAUUUUCAAUUAUGCAUCCAGAUAGAAAAGCAAGUUCUAAGAUGAUAUAUAUGUUAUAUUUAUGUUAAUAUUUAAAUAUCUAAUAAAUUAUUGUUUAUGGAUUCAAACAGGUGGAGUAAAUACACAUAAUCGUAUAUUGGAAUGGUACCAUAACCCCAGCACAGUGAUUACUGCUGAGGUGUAGGGAGGACAACUGAGAUGGGCAAAGUGGGCUUUAGACAAAUCUGUAAGUGUAUGCAGAUGCGAAUAUAACUAUGGAUGCAUAUUUGAAAAUAUAAGAAAGCAACAAUAUCUGUUAUAAGAGUGUCUGGUCCAUUAUUUCUGUAUAUUUAAAAAUUUUAAUAACUAAAGCUAUGAAAGACUUUUUUUACAUAUGCUAUGACAUUAAAAAUAGAGCAAACUCAGCUGCUUGAAA
Marmota monax (woodchuck) is the source of this 4470-nucleotide messenger RNA. It is a transcript of the gene Msr1, whose product is annotated as macrophage scavenger receptor 1. Gene Ontology annotation, molecular function: scavenger receptor activity. The coding region runs from base 249 to 1589 and encodes 446 amino acids. The transcript is spliced from 12 exons. Gene Ontology annotation, cellular component: membrane. NCBI's taxonomy places the organism in Eukaryota, Metazoa, Chordata, Mammalia, Rodentia, Sciuridae. The record is from RefSeq and is a predicted model, not a curated record. Gene Ontology annotation, biological process: receptor-mediated endocytosis.